AUGGCUGCAGCGACAGCCAUCGAUUCCACCCCAGUCAUACGCAAGCAGCCAGAAGACAUUCCCUUACCUCCAAGCCCAGUAAACUCUGACGCUGUCCAGCCAGUGAAGAAGAACAGGAAGGGAAAGGCGAAAAAGAAAGAGAACAAGAAGGAAACACAGAAUUCGAAUUCUGUAGAAAAAGCUGUUGAUCUAAAGCAAGUAGAUGCUGAAGAUGUAAAGGCAUGGAGAUGGACCUCCCUUGCAGACUUUAGUACGAGUGGGAACGCACGCCCACCUAUAUUUUCAAAGGACGGCAGCUAUUUCUUCACUAUCGUCAGUUCGAGCGUUAAAAUCCAUUCAGUUUCCACCGGUCAAGUUAUCUCGACGCUUUCGGUGCCCCAGCGACAAGAUCAGUGCGCGGACGACAUUACAUCUGCCAUUAUAAACCCUCAAAACGCGUUCCAACUCAUCACUGGCUCGUUAGACGGAUACAUCAGACUGUGGGAUUUUCUGGAGGGAAUACUUCUGCAAACCAUCAACAUCACGCAACCAAUAUUUCAUAUUUGCGCCCAUGAAAAAAUUAAAGAUAGUGUCUUUGUCGCAGCUGCUAGGCCUUGGAGAGUCUUCGCCAAAGGAGCUAAAAUCGUAGAGAAGGAUGAAAGUUGUGCAGUUCUUCGGAUAUCAUUAAAAGUAAAAAAUCCUGCUUCAGAGGCCGGAGCACACCAAUCUUCUCAGGUCGUUGCCGUGGGCAAAACAAGGUUCACGAACGGUCUUGCUGUCUCUGCUAAUGGCACAUACCUAGUGGCAGUGGCUGGUCACAAGGCUUAUGUCGCAUCGACGUCUGCGCUCAAAUCUGGUUUCACGAAGUAUGUCUCGCCAGAACAUCUAACCUGUCUUGCAGUACAUCCAUCGGAAGACUAUUUCGCCACUGGCGACGAUAAGGGUGUUGUUCGACUAUGGUACUGCUUGAACCAAAAUGUGCCCAAGGUCAUUGGGGUGGAAAAAAAGGCACAGACGUCGACUCUGCAUUGGCACGCACAUGCUAUUUCGUCUGUGACUUUCACUCCAAACGGCGCAUAUUUGUUGAGUGGUGGUGAAGAAGCUGUCCUAGUAAUUUGGCAACUACACUCGGGAAGGAAGGAGUUUGUUCCGAGAGUGGGCUCUCCUAUCAAACACAUUGCCGUUUCGCGAGCCGGCGGUGGAGAGGAGUAUUUGCUUGGUCUUGCAGAUACAAGCUUUGCAUUCGUCAGCGCGGCAUCGCUCAAACUUUCCCGAGUAUUCUCCAAAAUAAAGAUAGAUCCUACUGUAUCCAGUAGUGGCCCAUCAACAUCAAAAUCCACGCCUUUGGCUGUCCAUGCUCCGUCAUCAACGCUUAUUCUCCCUUCAUCUCAUCCAUCAUCAAUACAAGCUUACUCGCCUUCAUCAUCAACACUUUUAGCGGAGUUAGAAGUGUCUCCCUCCAAUAGGGUUGCUCGUCGUGAUGAGAAGAUUCUAGAGCCCUCGCGCGUGGAACGUGCUGUCGUAUCUUUGUCAGGCGACUGGAUGGCAACGAUAGAUCGUCGGGAGGGAGACGAGACGUUCCGUGGUGAAAUUUACCUGAAGUUCUGGUGGUGGAACAGAAAUGCCGACUUCUGGAUAUUGAACACGAGAAUAGAUCGGCCUCACGGUCUGAAGAACGUGACUUCUGCUACUUUCAGUAAUGUAGCCGGAGAUACCCAGUCGUUGCAAUUGGCAACAACUGGUGAAGAUGGGAAUAUCAAGACUUGGAGGAUUCGGACGACGAAAGAUAAAAACGGAAGUGUCGAGGAAACUUGGACUGCGAGGUCAAGUUUUACGUUCCGAUCAGAACAGCCAAAGCACGUAACAUGGUCGCCAGACGACUCCCUGCUGGUAGUCUCGUUGGGCCCGUAUGUGGUUGUGUACGAGUCCCACACCAAUAUCCUCCGACACGUUUUCAUCACCCCGGAGUGCGAGGUGGUAUUUUCUGCCCAUUUCAUAGGUGCGACUGGCCGGUAUCUAGCUGUAGUGGGAUCCAUAGACUUGGUUCUUUGGGAUGUUAUUACACAAACAGUUCAAUGGCACUAUCGAAGUCCUCGUAUGAUCAAACAUCUUGUUUCUCACUCAUACCAUGACACUUUUACUCUGAUCGGUCCGUCGGGCUCGGACUCCGAAUCUGGAACUGAAGCUACUGUGUUCCGUACAUCGUCCAACGUCCCAGAGAGAAAACAAAAAUUACCGUUUGGCCUCUUAAAUGUCGUCUGGUAUUCCUUCGCGCUGCCGUCUCCUACGAGUCCAUCAUUUUCUCUCGUAGGCAUCACCACGUCCUUAGGAGUAGUUCUUAUCGGCGAAGAUAUCGACAAGUCAGACGGGAAAGGGUCGUCAGCGACUGCACUCAACAAAGGGUCAGCAGCGGUUCAAAAACGAUCCUUAUUCCAGGAGAUGUUUGGCAUCACGGAAUUUUCUGAAAAAUCCAAGCCGUUACCGUCUGAGCAAGUGUCAACCAAGGUCGACACGUCGUUGCCGUGGAAAGGCAGUGACACGAGUAGCAUCUUCGACGGUCCUGCGUACCUCUUGCCACCCAUGCACACACUGUUCGAACCUCUCAUUGAUGGCUUCUUGAAGUUGCGCGUGGACAAUGAGGCGGAAAACGAGCAAAACGAGAAGCACGAGCAAGAGAAUGGUGAUGUGGAUAUGAACAUGGAAGCAGUCAGCGACGACGAACCUGAAUCUUACAACCCAAGAGUAGAUAAAGUCACUGAUGAAGAAGAGUUAGAUACAUAUGUUUCACUCUUCAAGGAAAUAGCUGGGUCCUCCGACUAUCCUUAUCAAUCGAGCAAACCACAGCAACCAAACAAAACACCAAACACUUCGACGCCACGGCCCGCAAAGUCUCCAGCACGUACUCCAGGACCACCGAAAACGCCAAACCCAGAAUCGUCAACACCCAAACAAGCAUCGACGCCUUCACUACCUGCGAAGGCUGGAAAGAAAAGAAGUAGAUUUUCCUUGGGGUGA
Molecule: messenger RNA, 2994 nt
Organism: Serpula lacrymans var. lacrymans S7.9
Lineage: Eukaryota; Fungi; Basidiomycota; Agaricomycetes; Boletales; Serpulaceae
Exons: 7
Coding region: 1-2994 (997 amino acids)
Biological process (GO): positive regulation of transcription by RNA polymerase I; positive regulation of rRNA processing
Cellular component (GO): nucleolus
Molecular function (GO): protein binding; RNA binding
Source: RefSeq, a predicted model, not a curated record